Schistosoma rodhaini is the source of this 630-nucleotide messenger RNA. Lineage: Eukaryota; Metazoa; Platyhelminthes; Trematoda; Strigeidida; Schistosomatidae. The record is from the annotation of a GenBank genome assembly.
AUGGUUGAGGGAAAUAUAGGCUGUGGAAAGUCAACAUUUUUGCGUUACUUUCAGCAGCUAUCUCCUAAGAAUGAAGUCAUGCACGAGCCACUAUAUUUAUGGAAAGAUGCUAGAGGCUAUGAUCUAUUCGAACUUAUGUAUCACGACCAACGCCGAUGGUCUGUUCCUUUUCAGGCCCAGGUUCUUGUGACAUUACUAGACCGUCAGUCAAAACCCCCAACUAAACCUGUACGUCUACUAGAAAGGUCAAUCCAUAGCAGUUGGUACUGUUUUACAGAAAGUAUGCACAAUAACGGGAGUAUCUCAGAUGCUGAUUAUGAAGAGUUACUCAAAAUUUUCCAAUGGGUAUUGAAGAAUAAGAGUGUACCAGUGGAUUUAAUUGUAUAUUUACGUACAAGUCCAACUGUUUGCUUCGAGCGUUUACGUGCUAGAAACCGUUCUGGUGAAGAAGAUAUUCCUCUUAAAUACCUCGAAGAUUUGCAUGAAUUACAUGAAGCAUGGCUAAUUGAACGCCGUUUUGGUCAGUUACCUGCUCCUAUAUUAGUAUUUGAUUGCAAUGCACCAUUGCCUGAACUUUUAUCACUCUAUCGAUCACAUAGAGAACAAGUUAUGUGCGGUGUUGAGGCGUGA